Molecule: messenger RNA, 2549 nt
Organism: Sabethes cyaneus
Lineage: Eukaryota; Metazoa; Arthropoda; Insecta; Diptera; Culicidae
Product: prolyl 4-hydroxylase subunit alpha-1-like
Exons: 7
Coding region: 420-2111 (563 amino acids)
Biological process (GO): peptidyl-proline hydroxylation to 4-hydroxy-L-proline
Cellular component (GO): endoplasmic reticulum
Molecular function (GO): iron ion binding; L-ascorbic acid binding; protein binding
Source: RefSeq, a predicted model, not a curated record
UUUGUUCUCCAUACAUAUAUUUACUGAUGAUGGCAUUUCAUCUUCAUUCAUAAAGUGUUCAGUCAGCAGCAGUCGAACGGGCGACAUGCAUUAUCGAUUUUUGCCGUGAUAUCUCGCUUACACUUACACGUUUAUCUGCUAAGCCUGACAAGAAUAACUUGCAUAAAACAAACAUCAUCUCGGUAACAUAAACAAAUCGGUGUGAAUCCAAAAAGUUUGAUUGAGUCAGAAAACUGAUAGAUUUUACCAGCAGGAAGUGAACAGUGAUAGAUGUUAUCGUCGACAUAUGAAAUGAGUGAUGAUUGUGCGUAAUAUUCUAGAUUUUUCAUUAGAAAAGAAUAAUCAGCAAUAGUUGAAAGAUUGCUUUUCAAGGGGAAGUGCUGUGCGAAGUGGAUUUCCUUCCUAAAGAAUCUUUUUAGAUGAUGCAAGUACUCACUAUGAUGAAUCUCGGCAAAUCGCACACAUCAUCGACGGCAGUGCGGGCGCUGCUCCUGCUAGCUCUAGCUCUAGCCAACUUCCAGACGGCUUGCAGCGAAUUGUUCACGGCACUGGCCGACAUGGAAGAACUGAUGGAAACGGAGGUCGUACUGAUGACCAAUCUGGAAAAGUACAUUCGCGUACAGGAGGACAAGCUGGAGCUGCUGCGGCGAAAGUAUGCCGAAUACCAGCGCGAGCAUGCAGAAGCCGCGAAAGACGUCAGCGCGUAUCUGUCCAAUCCGGUCAACGCAUUUUUGCUGACCAAACGCCUUACGACCGAUUGGCGAGAGGUGGAAAACCUCAUGUCCUACGAUGUGGGUGCAGAUUUCCUGGAAAACGUUACCAACUACAGAGAUGUUCUCAAGUUUCCUUCGGAUGAGGAUCUAAAUGGGGCGGCCGUAGCCCUGAUGCGGCUGCAAGACACGUACAAAUUGAACACAGCUUCGGUGGCUCGUGGCGAAUUGAACGGCGUACAGUACCGAACCGAAAUGUCAGCCGGUGAUUGUUUCGAAGUCGGCCGGCAAACAUACCUGAACGGAGACUAUUACCACACGAUGCUGUGGAUGCGAGAGGCAAUGAAUCGGCUCUCGCAGGAGGUUAACCGAACGACGACGAAGGCCGACGUGUUGGAGUAUCUGGCAUUUUCCACCUUCAAGGAAGGAAACAUGCAAACCGCAUUGCUAAUGACCAAUGAGCUGCUUGAACUUGUGCCAAAUCAUGAGCGUGCAAUUGGCAACAAAGCUUACUACGAAAAGGAACUGGCGAAGGAAGCCAACCAGAAAGCUCUCCGCGGGGACGAUGGAAGCGAAGAUGUCCCGGUAGAUACAACCACCCAAAUUCGCACGGACAUGGGCCCGAACGCCUAUGACACGUCGGAACGAAAGUUGUACGAACAGCUGUGCCGGGGUGAAGCCAAUCGGACGGUGGCGUACUUGUCCAAGCUGACGUGUCGAUACGUAACCAAUAAUUCUGCGUUCCUCAAGUUAGCACCACUGAAGCUGGAAGAAGCUCACCUGAAACCGUACAUCGUUAUCUACCAUGAUGUUAUGUCCGAUCAAGAGAUCGAAGUUAUGAAGAGAUUGGCUAAGCCACGGUUCCGUCGGGCGACGGUUCAGAACUACAAAACUGGCGAACUGGAAGUCGCCAACUAUCGGAUCAGUAAAUCGGCCUGGCUGAAGGACGAGGAGCAUCCGUACAUUAGGGCGAUCGGACAGCGUGUGGAAGAUAUGACGGGCCUGUCAAUGUUGACGGCCGAAGAGCUGCAGGUUGUCAACUAUGGCAUUGGCGGUCACUACGAACCGCAUUUUGAUUUCGCACGGAGGGAGGAGAAGAAUGCAUUUAAAAGCCUGGGAACGGGAAACCGUAUUGCGACCGUACUAUUCUAUAUGAGUGACGUGACACAAGGUGGAGCCACCGUGUUUCCAAGCAUACGGACAGCGCUAUGGCCGAAGAAGGGAACCGCGGCUUUCUGGUAUAACCUUCAUGCGUCCGGAAAUGGCGACUACGCAACACGCCAUGCUGCCUGUCCUGUGCUGACCGGUACUAAGUGGGUCUCCAACAAAUGGAUCCACGAACGGGGCCAAGAAUUUCGUCGCCCGUGUGAGCUGCAACCGGAUCAUCCGGAGGAGUUCUGACAGCGGAUUGUCUACGAGGAUGAACUGGACGAACUGGACCUGGACUAAUAUAUUUUAGCGUAACGUGAAUCUAGACAAGUUGCCAUAUAAGAAGCAUUUCUCAUCCAGCAGUACUAUAGUCACUGUCACCAGUGAUGAUUCCAUUUCGCGAGGGUUGGGCGAAGGAGGAAGUCCUUCGCCGCAACCGAUAGGAUAACCAAUUGAACACCAAAAUUUGCAUUUCUCAUUAGGUUUUUAUCUCUGCUCUCUGCUUUAGUUUUAGAUUCUUAGUCCUAUAGCAUUUUAUUUAAUCAACGAAUCUUCGUAAGCGUAAAGUUGUUCAUUUUAGUAGUGAAUUUCUGUUUCUUCUGUUAUUAUAUGGCAUCAUAAUCUGUUGGCCACAGAUUUGCCACUGCUACUCAAGCGAUGUCUUCAUGAGAUACCUACGCCUAGUUGUAA